Messenger RNA from Ceratosolen solmsi marchali, 1179 nucleotides. RefSeq names its product glucoside xylosyltransferase 1 shams (gene shams). Lineage: Eukaryota; Metazoa; Arthropoda; Insecta; Hymenoptera; Agaonidae. The transcript is spliced from 2 exons. Gene Ontology annotation, molecular function: UDP-xylosyltransferase activity. The coding region runs from base 2 to 1117 and encodes 371 amino acids. The record is from RefSeq and is a predicted model, not a curated record. Gene Ontology annotation, biological process: protein O-linked glycosylation via N-acetylgalactosamine.
UAUGAAAUCAUUUUAUAGAUUAUUGUUGUUGGGCCUUGGCUUCAUUGGUCUCUUCAUUUUGUUAAAUUAUCAAACUAAUAUAUCUAACAAAAUUAACCAUGUACGUAAUCGCGCGAGCAACAUGUUUGCCGAAUCAUCCAAAAAAAGUGUUAAACCCAUCGAGGAUGAAGUUGUCAUAUGCGUCGUUGCCUGUGGCGACAACAGACUCGAUGAAUCUUUGACAAUGCUUAAAUCUGCUCUAAUAUUCUCUAAAAGACCUCUUCGCUUUAUCGUUAUAUCCGAUUACGAGCUUAUCCCAGCGUUCCAUGAAAAACUGACCGAAUGGAAGCAAAUUGUGAAUAAAACAUUUGACUUUGUCGUUAGACCUGUAACAUUUCCAGAUAUUAGCGAUGUCACCAUGUGGCGAAAACUAUUUAAACCCUGUGCAGCUCAACGACUGUUUCUUCCUACUGUAUUAAACGAUACCGAUGCAAUUUUAUACGUUGAUACGGACACUUUGUUUUUAACGCCGCCAGAAGUAAUAUGGGAUGAAUUUAAAAAAAUGAACAAUGUUCAGCUUGCAGCUUUAAGCCCAGAACACGAAGAUCCAAAUACUGGCUGGUAUAACCGCUUCGCUAAGCAUCCAUAUUAUGGAAAACUAGGAGUAAAUUCUGGUGUGAUGCUAAUGAAUUUGACUAGAAUGAGAGAAUUCAAAUGGACGCAAUAUGUCAUACCCAUUCACAAAGAGUAUCAAUUGAAAAUUACUUGGGGAGAUCAAGAUAUUAUUAAUAUCAUAUUUCAUUAUCAUCCGGAGAAAUUAUAUGUCUACUCAUGUCGUUAUAAUUAUAGACCCGAUCAUUGUAUGUACAUGUCUGUGUGCUCCGAAGCUGAGAAAGAUGGUGCUUUGGUUCUUCAUGGUUCUAGAGGCACUUUUCAUUCUGAGAAACAGCCACCGUUCAAAGCAAUUUAUACAGCAAUGCAAGAAUAUAAAUUAAAUACCGAUCCUUAUGAAAAUUUACUAAUGCCAAUGAGAAAUUACUUAACUCUCGAUGAUCGUUCGAAUUGUGGCAAGGUAUGGAAGGUUUUUUUUAUUCAACCUGAAUUACAUUUAGGUAGAAAGAACGUAAGUAUCGAAUAGGAUUUUUAUGAUAAAAUUGUUUAGACUCCUGCUUUACCGACAAUACAUUUAUUUAAAAUAUU